This is a messenger RNA of Macrobrachium nipponense, 522 nucleotides long. RefSeq lists its product as uncharacterized. The coding region runs from base 1 to 522 and encodes 173 amino acids. The transcript has 2 exons. The record is from RefSeq and is a predicted model, not a curated record. Lineage: Eukaryota; Metazoa; Arthropoda; Malacostraca; Decapoda; Palaemonidae.
AUGAGGAGCAACGGUGUGAUAUUAAGAAUCUGCUACGACAGUAUUGAAGAUGUAUGCAGUGAUAAUCCCCGAGAAUGCAGUGUUAUUUCUCACGACAUUGAGUUAUUGCCAGGAACUCGUCCUAUACGACAAAACUACUAUCGAACCAACUUUGAAAAACGGAAGGUAAUGCAAGAAGAGGUCGAGUAUCUACUGAAGCAUAAACUUGCUGUGCCUAGCAAGUCUCCUUGGGCUUCUCCUUGCUUACUAGUGCCCAAGUCUAAUGGUAAGGUAGAUGCAUGUGACUACGGUGUUGGUGCUGUCCUCCUACAAGAGAAGCCUGAAACUAACUUGCUUCACCCUGUGUCUUACUAUUCAUGCAGGUUGAAGAAGCACCAAAGGUCGCUAUCUACUGUGGAGAAAGAACUCCUAGCUAUAGUACAAGCCUUGCAGAAAUAUGAAGUCUACGUUUCCACAAAUAACCCCAUUACUGUGUACACCGACCACAACCCCUCGUCUCUUGAAACAGAGUUCGAAAUGUGA